Messenger RNA from Filobasidium floriforme, 1019 nucleotides. RefSeq lists its product as uncharacterized. The record is from RefSeq and is a predicted model, not a curated record. The transcript is spliced from 6 exons. Gene Ontology annotation, cellular component: membrane. Bases 244 to 741 code for a protein of 165 amino acids. Lineage: Eukaryota; Fungi; Basidiomycota; Tremellomycetes; Filobasidiales; Filobasidiaceae.
AUUUUUCUCCCGAAGCGAUGAUGAUCAGAUUGGGAAAUUGAAGGGAAUAAUCGUUCGACUACUUGAACCUCCCAGAACGGAAAGACCAAAGAGUGCUAAAAGCAAUCGACGACGUAAAAGAGGCGAACCCUCCAAUUACAUCUUCGACUUCUUUUCAAUCGAUCUAUCCCUUGCGAUACCUAUAUAGGCAGAACACACUUCCUCAAACCUACUCACCCAACUCGUACAAUCCAAUCCAACACAAUGGUCGACGCUGAUGCUUCUGUCCGACGGGGUCACCCUGUUAUCUUCGGUCUCGUGGCCCUCUUCUCGCUCAUCGAGAUGUGUAUCACUGCCUACCUGACUUCCAGGUACAACGCCAACGGGUACCCCAGCGGCCACUUCACGGGAACCAUUCGAUUCGGUCUCUUCGUUUCCAUCUGGACCUUGUUCUUCAGCAUCGCCUACCUCGCCAUCUUCUUGACCGGUGUUCAGAACUUUAUGAGUUCGAUUGCUUCUCACGGUGUUUGGCUCUUCAUUACUUGGGUGUUCUGGCUCGCCUACGCUGCCUCUACCGCUGCCAUGCUCCAGGGUCCUGGCCGAUGCGGAGGGGACAUCUCUCACUGCACCCAGAACGUCGCUGCUGAGGCUUUCGCCUGGAUGAACUGGAUCCUCCUUACUUUUGCAUUCAUUGCCGUCGUCCUACUCGGAGUCAGGUCAAUGCGCAAGGGCGAGCGUAUCUCCGGUCCCCUCACCGCCUAGACGAAUGGUUUCGAGGCCACGGCUUCAGGAACCAUCCAUCGAUUUGUUAUCAACCCACCCACUUCAUAAACUAGAAGAGCAGAGAAACGAACGCGCUCGCCUCGAACUCGAAACACAAACUAGCAGAGAAACCAGCAUAAGAACCGCGGAUUCGGGAGCGUCAUGGGAAGACGAACAUUAGAAUGCUCAUCGAGACGUCUGAGAGCGUUCGCACUUGUUUUGUGAAUUACUUUUCUUUAUAAUUCCCUUAUAAUAAUAUGCCAAACUUUCGUCCGCAA